This is a messenger RNA of Solenopsis invicta (red fire ant), 1170 nucleotides long. RefSeq names its product retinol-binding protein pinta. Lineage: Eukaryota; Metazoa; Arthropoda; Insecta; Hymenoptera; Formicidae. Gene Ontology annotation, cellular component: membrane. The record is from RefSeq and is a predicted model, not a curated record. The coding region runs from base 69 to 992 and encodes 307 amino acids. Gene Ontology annotation, molecular function: phosphatidylinositol bisphosphate binding. The transcript is spliced from 5 exons.
GCGUUUCUGAUUCGCAAGUUUCCUUGAGAUGAGGUUUCCAGUUGAACUUCAGUUUCACUACAAUCACUAUGGAGAACGCAUGCGACUUCGAUGCUCGCGUGGUGCAACGCGUUCCGCAAGAACUGACUGACGAGGAUUUGAGAUACGCAGCGAAAAGUUUGAACGAGACAAACGAUACUAAACAGGAAGCUAUCACGGAGAUCAAACGCUGGACUAAAAACGAAUUGUACACACAAAUUGAUGAUUUUCUUAGCCUUCGAUUUUUGAGAGUCUGUAAAUUUGAUCUCGAAAAAACUAAGGACAGGAUUCGAAAUUAUUACAAACAGCAAUCCGAUUUACCGGAAUGGUAUAGAAACAAGGAUCCGUUCCGUCCGAAAAUGCAGGAGCUACUUGAUUUGGGGUUAUUCUUGCCUCUGCGAAAGCCGGACAGUCAAGGAAAAUUGGUCAUUCUUGUGCGUGCUACAGUGCAUGAUCCAAAAAGACAUGAAAUACCAGAUAUACUUAAGAACAGUAUUUUGGCGAUAGAAACGGCGAUAAAAUAUUAUCCUGCAACAUCUAUAUAUGGUUGCACAUUGUUAAUAGAUGUAGCCAAUCCAACAACACACCACAUUCUUCAAAUCCAACCCUACGUGUUAAUGAAUUUGGUCCAUACAUGGCAGAGCUGCUAUCCUAUGAGAUGUCAAAAGAUUGUUUUUUUUAAUGUGUCGACAGUAUUCAAUGUUAUUUUGGGGAUUAUCAGAUCUUUUAUGACUGCAAAAGUAAAAAGCAGAUUUUAUGUCUACUCAAACGCGAUCGAAUGUUUCGAAGAUAUUCCAGCCAACAUCUUGCCUAUAGAAUAUAAUGGUACCGAUGGUACACUUCAAGAAUUAACAGUGUACUGGAAGAAAUUAAUUGAAAAGAAUCGCGACUGGGUAGUGAAGAAUGAGAAUAAUAAUCACAUUGAUGAAAUAUCUGAAGAUACAGAAGAAGAAUUUCAGCAGACUUAUCUAUAAAUUUUUUAUUGUUUAAAGCAAUAAAUUAAACAUUAAAAGCUAAGAAUCAUUAAUUGGAUUCUAAAAUAUACAUUGCAUGAAGUAUUGGCCCAUUUACAUAGCACACAAUAUUAAAAAAAUAUAUUGUUGAGAUGUAAGAUUAUUGUAUAUUCAAAUAAAACGUUUUUUCAACGUUAAA